Molecule: messenger RNA, 2684 nt
Organism: Anopheles coluzzii
Lineage: Eukaryota; Metazoa; Arthropoda; Insecta; Diptera; Culicidae
Product: G2/mitotic-specific cyclin-A
Exons: 7
Coding region: 498-2006 (502 amino acids)
Biological process (GO): mitotic cell cycle phase transition; regulation of cyclin-dependent protein serine/threonine kinase activity
Cellular component (GO): cytoplasm; cyclin A2-CDK2 complex; nucleus
Molecular function (GO): cyclin-dependent protein serine/threonine kinase regulator activity
Source: RefSeq, a predicted model, not a curated record
CCGAAAAACCGUUGCCGACAGCUGUUUGAUUCGUUUGCCUCCAUUUUCUUCCCUGUUUAAAAAAGGAAGCGCUUUCUCGUCAAGCACUUCGACGUAGUUCUAGUUUUGUUCGUGUCCUAUGUCCCGUAUUAGUGAUUGAGUGUUUGUUUCGAUAUGAUGUUAAAAUUACAUUAUAUUUGAGGGAAAUUUGUUUCAUAGUUGUAUGAAAUUACCCCAUAUCUAAAAAUAAUGCGCUAAGAAGCAUUCUCAAGCCAAGCGCUAAGUUCGGCACGCACGCACUAAUCUGCUUACAGCGUUAUUUGCUUGAAUGUCUCAGCAUUUAUAGGUUUUGUCCUCUAUAUAUAUACAUAUAUUGCAAGAUAGACGCAAUUGAAUAAACUGGUGACAAUCUGCAGAAAUAUCUAAACUAAUAACAACCUGAAGCAUUCAAAAAAGUAAAGAAGCAACGAAUAGUAAGUUGGUUAACUGUGCGAAAGGUAUUCAGAAUAGUGUUAAAAAUGGCGGCGUUCCGAAUUCAUGAAGAUUUGGAAAAGGAGAACCGCGUGCUGGCGCCUGUGGGAGGAAAGAAAAACGCAAUCCUGGCAUCUAACAAUGGCGCUGGGGGGCUACCAGCUGGAAAAAAUGUUAUUUUACAUUCCAUUGGCAUUCAGCACCAGCAACAACGGACUAUGUUCAGCGUUCUCAGCAAUGUCCAAAGCAAUGUGGCGAAUAUGGAAAAGACUGUAAAGGAGGGCAAAGUAAAAAAUCUACGUCCAGGCGGUGCUGUUCUGUUGCCUAAGUCUGGAAAAGUGAGUGACGAGAAUGCUGUGGAAGCUAAGCAGAAUAUACAGGUUAAGGCUGUUAAGAAAUCAUCCGUUCCAAAUGAACCAUUCAAAGGGUUCGAGAUAUACGACGAGUCGAAAGAAAAUGUAAAGGAAAUGUGUGUCCCUAAGAAAGAUGACGCGAUCCUAGAGAAGCGCGCUCCUUUGCAAGAGCUAAAACAUGCAGAACUGCUCGAAACUCCCAUGUCAGUGGGAGAAAACUUUUCUCCAAUGUCAAUAGACAAGUCGACUAGCAUAAUUGUCGAAGAAGGACCCAUCCCUAGGAACGAUCGCGAGCGUUUCUUCGAGGUAGAGGAGUACCAGGAAGACAUACUACUUUAUCUUAAAGAAGCCGAAAAGCGCAAUCGUCCGAAGCCGGGAUAUAUGCUUAAACAGACUGACAUAACCCAUUCUAUGCGCACAAUUCUGGUCGAUUGGUUGGUGGAGGUUUCCGAAGAAUACAAACUGCAGGGAGAAACACUUGCCCUUGCCGUAUCUUACAUCGAUCGAUUCCUUAGCUUCAUGUCGGUAGUUCGUGCCAAGCUUCAGUUGGUAGGCACAGCCGCCAUGUUUAUCGCAGCCAAGUACGAGGAAAUCUAUCCACCGGACGUGAGCGAGUUUGUUUACAUAACAGAUGAUACGUACACCAAGACCCAAGUGUUGCGAAUGGAGCAGCUCAUACUGAAGGUUCUUUCAUUUGAUUUGACGGUACCAACUUCGUUGGUAUUUACUAAUACCUACUGUGUGAUGAACGACGUACCCGAUAAAGUUAAAUAUUUAACAAUGUAUCUUUGCGAGUUGUCAUUGCUGGAAGCAGAUCCAUUCCUAACGUAUAUGCCAUCCAAAAUUGCAGCCGGUGCUUUGGCAUUAGCAAGACGCACUCUCGAUUUACCGAUGUGGUCGAAGAUGUUAGAGAAUAAUACUGGUUACAAAUUGGUCGACAUGAGAGACAUAAUUUUAGAUCUAAACAAAACUCAUGUUGAUGCAGUAACAAUGCAACAACAAGCAAUACAGGAAAAAUACAAAUCCAAAACAUACCAUGAAGUCGCAUCCUUACCUGCUACUGAGAUAACAAAAGAAUCUUUUGAUAAGAUAUGCGCUACAUUAUGCAAUUCUUCUGCUGCAACACUGCUACUUUCUAACACCGACAGUGAGUUGUUGAAAGAAAUGGGGCGAGAAAAUCCAUCAAACUUACUUUUCGUUUAGACGCCGUUAAAUUAUGAGGCUCUUUUGUCCCGUUAGAGAUUAUGUUUGCUUUUUGCUUAUUUAUACUUGAUCUUCAUGUUUAGACAAAUAUUCUUGAUGUAUUUGUGUCAUGCAUUCUUUCCUUACUUAUGUAUCGUUUACUUUUUGUAUAAUACUGCAAAAACCUGUAUUAUUUUGUAUGAUUUUAUAACGUUGCCGGAACUAUGGACGAGUUUAUUUAUAAACUUUUGCUUAUUUAAUGGCUUUGUCUUUCUUGAAACGUUUCCCACAAAAACUGUCUUUUCCUGUCAUUUUCUGUCAAAACUACAUGUUCGUCUAAUGCAGACUAUUGUAUGCCAGUGUUUUUGGCCAUGUCCAGUUCAGAAUAACAGCACAUACAAAUAAAAAUGACCAUUAAUGCGACUUUUGAACAUAAACCAUGAAUAUGGAACGUUUGUCGAUCUCUCAGUAACACCUUUGAAAUCGACGCAUCAGUAUAAGAACGGUGGGUAAUAAAUAGGAAAUAAUGACAAAUUACGACGAUGGCGAUUCAUACUGAAAUUAUAUUAAAUAAAAAAGAAUGCUUAGAAACUAAAAAGCGAUACAUAGUUGUAACGAAAUCUUAUGGAUUAAGACAUUACAAUUUUUUGUUAAACAUUUUACAGCGAAAUAAAAGAUAAUAGACACAAGUAAGAACAA